Lodderomyces elongisporus is the source of this 4890-nucleotide messenger RNA. RefSeq names its product Iml1p (gene IML1). Gene Ontology annotation, biological process: negative regulation of TORC1 signaling; positive regulation of autophagy; intracellular signal transduction. The transcript has a single exon. The coding region runs from base 1 to 4890 and encodes 1629 amino acids. NCBI's taxonomy places the organism in Eukaryota, Fungi, Ascomycota, Pichiomycetes, Serinales, Debaryomycetaceae. Gene Ontology annotation, molecular function: GTPase activator activity. The record is from RefSeq and is a predicted model, not a curated record. Gene Ontology annotation, cellular component: GATOR1 complex.
AUGCAACACAGUAGACUUAUUAAUGCUCGACCGCGUAGUAUCAAUGAAUCGCCCAAGUCUCAAUUUGGUACAUCCAAUACAAUUGCCCCAAGACCCAGGUUUAUGGCGUCGAACCAUGCGAGUUUAACUAUUGGUUCGAACAAAAUAAUCUCCAAACAGAACCCAAAAGAACACGGUAGGUCUGACUUGGUUAUUGAUAAUGGUGAGAAUGGUAAAGCAUUUAAAGCAGUCCCAGAAAAAGAUCAAAUUCCUUCCGAGCCAUUUGUUGAAACUUUACCAGUUACCGCUAGCUUAUGGUUUCAUGAACCACGUACGUCACAAGAAGAGAUUGUCAUUGAUCAAAACAUUUACCCAAAGGGGUUACGACCAGGUGAUGUUAUUGAAGUGCAAAGUGUUCAACAUGAAGGCACUAAUAAGAAGCUAGUGUUUAAGUUGAGUCGUACUAAUAUCAAGGAACAUAAUGAAGCUACAGACUCGCCAUCAUCAGAACGAUCCAAACUGCAUACUUUCCAACUCUCACUUCAAUCGAACCCGUUUCAGAAAAUUUUGGACGUGGCUCCAAGGACAGCUGUUUACGUUAAAAGAGUCAAAGAUGCUAAUGAGUUGGCAAUCGACUCCAUGGAGAUUUUUAUCAAGGAUGUCAAUAUGUCGCGAGAUGCAAUGUGGCAAUUUUCUUCAUCUUUAGUCUCCAAGUGUUGUCACCUCGAUCAAAGACUCCAGUUCCUUGGGUCAAGAAUCGGAAUAGUCAAGUGCAUUUACAAGAAUGGAAAAAGAAUAUUCUCGGGCUACGUCAAUGAAGAAACAAAGAUUAUAUUUAGAAGUGAAAGCGCAAAGCUUACUGUUUUACUUCAAUUGUCCCAAGAAAUGUGGAACUUUGAAGAAAAUGGAGAAAUCAUGUUUCACAAACUCAUCAAUAAUUUGUUUCCUAAAAUAUUUCGACGUUGGCGCGAAAAGGGAACUCACCAUUCUAUAACCAUUGUUUUAUUUACAAGCAUUGAUUUGACAAACAUUCCGUGGUUACAAUUGGACCCUGGACAAAGACCACCAAAAAGACGCGAUUAUUACAGGGUGGUGGUUGACCAGGUGAAUAUAUUGUAUUGGGAUCGGAUCAUGGCUAGUCUAAGACUCGAGUUUGCCAACUUUAAAAGAGAUAUCUUGCUCAGUCCCGAGCAUAAAGAGAUGGAUGCAAACAAAGAAAUUGAUUUAGCAAAUAACGACAAUUGCAACAGCAAUAACAACUAUGUCAUGCAAGGACAGAUUCUACCUGCAGUCAAAGGAAAUAUACUUGAAGCUCUUAAUGUGGGACUUGUCUUGCUUAAUGAUCGAUUUAGAAACACGGACUUGCGCCAUUCGCUCAAUCAUUUUAUCUUGGUAACUGCAGGAACAAGUUUAUUUGAUGUUGACUACCAAUUGCUUUUGAACACUAGUCGUAAGAUUUCAAGUAUUGAUACCAGUUUAGAUAUCAUUUGUCUCAGCCAACCUCCUUUACACGUCACACCACUUUUUCGAUUCAAUAAAGAAGGAAAACUUUGCCAUUGUGUCCCUAACUGGUGUGAUGUCUCUUUCUUCAAGGGCAAACAAGAUGACUCUACCCAGUGGAUACCAAGGUGUAAGAUUUAUGAAUUGCAGAUGAUGGGAGUAAUGGAAAAUGAAAUAAGUGAGGCAAAGAUUCCCAGAUAUCAUUUCAAUAUGCAACUUCCACAUCGUUCUCAUCUUCAUUAUUCUUCAAAACAUCUUCCAACUCCACUCCCUGGCUCCUCCUCCUCUUCUUCUUCAUUUUCUCCUCGUCCUCAUCUUGAUCAUGAUCAACAGAAUUCGCAUAACAUUUCAAAAAUAAUGGAUAAUUACGAUGAUAAUAUUUUCAAACCGAUCAAACAUACUACUGAAAAUGAGAGUCAAGCAAAUGGUAGUAAUGGGCACGAGCAAACAGAUGAAGGUGUUGAUGAAUCAAGGUUGAGAGUACCUGCGGUAAAGAAUUCCAAGGCUACGUUGUCAUUAAUCUUCAACGACCGAACGUCACUUUUGCCUGUAAGUGGCUCAACAACAACAUCCUCUGCAACCGGGAUGGUUGCACAAACUGCAGCGGAGACGUCAGCUCUCACGUCACUAUAUAACAUCAACAAGCACAGCGAGGAUAAACCUACAACUCUGUCAAGGAGUUCUACUCUGAGCAAGAAUGCCAGUAUGAAAGAUCGUGGUUAUGACGUGAAUGCUGCCACUGCAGGAGCGCCUGCGAACUCAAGGGUGACUACAAAUGCAAGUGCAAAUGCAAAUGCAAAUACAAAUAAAGACUUGGCAACGAGUAAUGGUACAGGUGCAGGUGCAGUAUUUGAAGCUAAAAAUCUUCUUGUUCACCGAAAUUCUCCUAGAGCGAUAAGAAACGAUAUAUUAUUUUCCCGAAAAGACAGCGAGCUACUGCAAAUUAGACGUCUGCACACCUCCGAUCUUGAGUUUCUGCAAAGAACAAUGACACCAGUUCUCGUAGAAGAAGAACCUCAGUCUCCAUUUUCGAUGUAUUGGACAGAUAUAGAAAAUCCAUCAAGAGCCGUGACAACGGAUGUGAUGAGAAGAACACCGCUAAAUAGAUGGAGCAAUUUGUUCCCGGAGAAUGUAAGGCGCAAAAUUAUCAAAUGGCGCUCUUUCCAAGCGCCGGCAGCAUUACCAAUAUUUACCACAUCCUUUCCAUCCCAGCAACAAUUACAAGACGAGUACACUUUUCAAAUCUAUUCUGUAUAUUUGAGUCCUGAUAACUAUUUGGAACUUAAAUCCACCUCCGACUUGAUGAGGGAAAUGAUACAACUCCGUUUAUUGUUGGGUUUUCAAAUCUGUUAUGGCGGAAGGGUAAGAAAAGCCGAAAUGGAGAGGAAACCUUCUGGUAACGCUGAAUGUAUCUUUAAAUACUUCCCUUCUUCUGGCGAUUGUUUAGGAGCUAGAGUUUACAUGUCCAUUGACAACGAAAUUCAUCGUAUAUUUUGUGAUUAUAACGGCAAUUUGUACGUCCAAUUGUAUCGUAAAAAAAUUCAAGAAAAAGACAAACAUGAACAGCGAAAUGGAAUCAGUGAUAACAGCAGUAGCAGCGGUAACGUUAACAGUAACAGUGACGGCAAUGACAACAAUUACAACAAUAAGAUUACUUUGGGAAUGCGACAGCAGCAACCUUACCAUCCAUUGAUUAGAACAAGAUAUGCUGACGAGUUUACUCCUGCUCAAAUUGAUGCUCUUGAAUCACUGCCACAAACAUAUAACUGGAACCAAUUUGAUCAGUACAUGGCUGGAUUUGAAGAAGCCAUGCCAGAGUCGAAAAAGGAGUUCCACAAGAUGAAAUUUGUUGUAUUGCCAACAGAGAUCCCCAAAAAUGCAUAUUUCUUGUCAAAUGAAAAGUUGACUGCUGAGGAAAUUAGAGUUGAGGGCUUGCGCAAAUUGAUCUCGCUGAUUGAAAAAGGCAAAUCCUCCAAAAGUACUAAUGCUAAAUCAGAUCGUGGUUCAGAAAUUAUCUUCUAUACUGGUAAUUUGUAUGAAUUUCUAAACAAUGAAGCUGAAAACUACGACAUUACCGGUACUCAACCAACAUUGAUGAUCCCUGAGAAUAUGCGUUUUACCAAAAGUAUUGGUUUAUCGGAGUUGGCGCUGGAGUUGCAAAAUCAGCAAACUGGGUUGAACUUAGUUGAUCGUAACUGGCAUUUCAAAAAACACUUGCAAUGUUUCAUUGGUAGCGAGCUCGUGACAUGGUUAGUGGAUUGUUUUGAGGAUAUAGAUGAAAGAGAAGAUGCAGUUGUUUAUGGUCAAAGUUUAUUGAACAAAGGUCUAUUCAAGCAUGUUGAGCUGAGACACGGCUUUAUUGAUGGUUAUUAUUUUUACGAAUUUGAACCUCAAUAUUUUGAGAAACGUGAAAAACUGAAUCGUAGCUCUUGGCUUGCAAAAAAGGAAGAUCCAACUACUACUGGUAGUAACACUAGUAAUGUUAAUACAAAUACUAACAAUACUGCUGUUGCAAGUACAAAAAUUUCUGCAUCACCUAAAAUUCAAAGCCAAGAUGGGCUUGGUUUGGGAUUGACACUGAUUCUGGGGUUGACAAAGAUUACCUCGUCGCAAAACUUGGGAUCCGAAAACACUUCUUUAGCUGAUUCAACUGGUCGAAAAAGAAGAAAAUUUAUUUUGGGAAGGUCCAUUAAAUUCGAUGUUGAUCCUUUGAAGAGGUCUUUUAGGCCUGAGUUGAUUACAGUACAUUAUGAUCGGGUUCACAAUCCCGAGCAUUGUUACCAUAUAAGGCUACAAUGGCUUAAUACUACUAAUAAAUUUAUUGAGGAUAAUAUUGCUGCGUGGUCACGGUUGUGCGAAAGACAUGGCUUAAAGUUGGUUGAAACGCCGUGGAAAGAAUUGUGCUCAAUUCCACAAAUCAGCCCAUUCCAUUCAUUUGUUGAGGUAAAACUUCUGCUUAAUCCAUGGGAGGAUCCGGAAUUUGUUGAUGAUAAGAUCUUCUCAGCUGAUCGAUAUUAUUACCAUUUGUAUUUUCUCAAAAAGUUUGAUUUCCUUUUGGAUAAUCGAACAUCAUCGUUUUUUCUGAAGGAUAACAUCGAUAUAGUAUACAGUUGGGGAAAGCCAACUUUUCAGUAUGCCCAAUUCAUCCACAAAACUGGUUUUUACAUAAUUGAGUUGAGGGAUAAUGGAGAGUUUUUUCUAGCGCCAAACAACAUGCACUUGAUUCGUGUUAGCUCCUCUAGCUCACCUAGUGGCGAUCAUGAAUCGGCUGCAAGAGCCAUUCAUCUUGACUCGCAACGAAUCAUGAUGAAUUUUAGAGCCGCGUGCCAGGACACCGAAGGUUUGAGGGCAUUGUUCCAGGACGCUAAACUCAGCUGGACUGAGCAAGGCAAUAUUACACAAGUAGAUUAA